Molecule: messenger RNA, 1870 nt
Organism: Aplosporella prunicola CBS 121167
Lineage: Eukaryota; Fungi; Ascomycota; Dothideomycetes; Botryosphaeriales; Aplosporellaceae
Exons: 2
Coding region: 283-1587 (434 amino acids)
Biological process (GO): sterol biosynthetic process
Cellular component (GO): endoplasmic reticulum
Source: RefSeq, a predicted model, not a curated record
UCCGCCUUCCAGCCUUCCAGCCUUCCAGCCAUCUCCUCUUUGCAAAACUCGUGACGGAAAAGCCAAUCCGAGCCCGACGACCCAAGCAUAAAAGCCCCGUCACCGCGCCGCCGCCGCACGUGCGGUCUUCCGCCGAGAGUGAUCCCGUCGUCAUCCGUGGACCUUUACAUCACAGCAGCACACGAAUACGACGGCCGUGGUUCAAAUAGCUGACAGCCUGACCAAUCCAUCUUUUCACACCUAUCACACACCCAUACACUACUGUAAACACGACCAACCAUCAUGUCCGGCAACGACGAUUCGCCGCAGAUCCUUCGGCCCCUCCCCCGCCGACCCUUCGACCUGAACUUCACCCCCGCAUCAGGCAGCGACCACUCGUACUCGCACCCCUCGACGCCCGGGCAAGGACAGCAGCACGCGUACGACGGGCCGGGGCCGAGCCUAGCGGCGCAGCUGGACGCGCGCCUGGCCCGGCAGGGCAGCAGCUCCGCCCUCAGCGACGCCGACGGCCCGCCGCCCUCCCGCUCAAAGAGCAUCCUCAACCUCACCUCCGGCGCCCUCUUCGGCAUAUACCAGGCGACGACGGGGGACGGGGGCCGCGAGUCGGAGCCCGCGACGCCGUGGGGCACGGGGGCGGAGACGCCCGCGCGCAGCGAGCGCGGCGGUGCGGGCGCCGCGGACCUCGAUUGGGAGCAGUUGCGCGCGGCGGCGAGCGGGGUUGCAAACGGAGCGAGGGGGCCGGCGGCAGUGGCUGCGAGUGCGGAUAAGGGCGAGGAGAGGGCGCGGCCGGGCUCGCUGCUGCGGACGACGAGCACGACUUCGAGCAGCGGGGGAGGGGCGGCGGCGACGGCGCUCCCGCUGGCGGCCCGCGCCGCGGCGCUGUUUGUCUUUGGCGUGGCUUAUGGUGUCAUUGUGAGCCAUUUGCAUGAUAACCGGCACAUUUCGCCGGUGCGGGUCGAGGGCAUCCCGCGCGGCCACUGGGGCUACCUCGUCUUCUGGGGCGUGGCGGGCGUGGCGCUGGGCAGCUUGCUGCCCUGGGUCGACGUGAUGUGGGAGGGGGCGAGCGAGGAGGCGGCAGCGCAGCAAACGAAGAAGAAGAAGAGGUCAGCGGCGGUGGUGGAGGAGGAGGAACGACGGAAGCGGAAGGCGGGCGAGGCUACCGACGACUGGAUUCGGGUGGUCCGGAGCGUGGGUGCGUUCGUCGGCAUUGCGUUUGCUAUUCGCCGCCUCCCCUGGCAAUCCACGCUGCAAGUGUCGCUGACGCUCGCCCUCGUCAACCCCGCCCUGUGGUACCUGCUCGACCGCUCCAAACCGGGCUUCACUCUCUCGACGGCCGUCGGGCUCUCCGGCACAGCCGUAGUGCUCCUUCUAGGCCCUGAGAUGUUUGGCGUGCCCAGCCCGCCUAUCGUCGAGGCCCUGAAUGUGGGCUUGAGGGAUAGUGCUGGUGGCGCGGAUGCGGGUAGGGGCGGCUGGAGCGCCGAGGCCGGCUAUGAGGGGCUGGGCGCCGCAACCUGGUUCGCUAGUGUGCUGUUUUGCAGCACGGUGUGCUUUGGGAAUAUUGGACGGAAGCUGGCUAUUCGGCGGUAGGGGGGAGUGGGUGAGUGUGGGUGUGAGGGGCUGUUGAUGAGUGAGGUGCUGUGGUGGUUGUGGGUUUGUUCUGGUUGUUGUGGGCUGGUUGGGCUGGUUGGGCUGGGUAGAGCUGGGCUUUCACUUGAUGUCGUGUCGUUAGGUCUAGGUCGGAGCAUCGUCUCGUAGGUCUCGUCUCGUUUACUUCAUGUCCGCAUACCGCAAAAGCUGGCCGUGAUGUCUCCGGUAGCCAAAUCAUUCUGCAUGGCGAGCACGCCGUUAUGGUAUCAAAUACAUGACUGAG